Messenger RNA from Aplosporella prunicola CBS 121167, 1059 nucleotides. RefSeq lists its product as uncharacterized. Gene Ontology annotation, molecular function: NADH dehydrogenase (ubiquinone) activity; 4 iron, 4 sulfur cluster binding; quinone binding. Gene Ontology annotation, biological process: electron transport coupled proton transport; aerobic respiration; mitochondrial respiratory chain complex I assembly. NCBI's taxonomy places the organism in Eukaryota, Fungi, Ascomycota, Dothideomycetes, Botryosphaeriales, Aplosporellaceae. Bases 98 to 793 code for a protein of 231 amino acids. The record is from RefSeq and is a predicted model, not a curated record. The transcript is spliced from 4 exons.
AGGCCGUCCGCCACCCGCCAUCUACUCUCGCCCGACCCUCUCCACUCCGCCCUUUCUUCUCCAUACCCCGGUCCAUCCGCCGUAGAGAAGAUCCACCAUGUUGUCGACCACUCGAUCCGCAGCUUCAAUGGCUCUCAGAGUCAAGCCCGCCACCGCGCUCACGCCCUUCCGCGCCGCCCCCGCUGCCUGGAUCUCGAGCUCGAGCAAGACCAGCGCCACCCCGAUGCAGAGGCCCGGCCUCAUCGCCGACGGCCCGGGCGCGCCGCUGCCCAUGAAGAAGGAGCGCCGUGAGGUGCCGCUCCCGAGCCAGGAGGGAAAGAAGGGUGUCGUGCAAUACGCGCUCACGACGCUCGACCAAAUCGCCAACUGGGCGCGCCAGGGCUCCCUCUGGCCCAUGACGUUCGGUCUGGCAUGCUGCGCCAUCGAAAUGAUGCACCUGUCGACGCCGCGCUACGAUCAGGACCGUCUCGGUAUCAUUUUCCGUGCCUCGCCCCGCCAAUCCGACGUCAUGAUUGUCGCCGGCACUCUCACCAACAAGAUGGCCCCCGCUCUGCGCCAGGUCUACGACCAGAUGCCCGACCCGCGUUGGGUCAUCUCCAUGGGCUCGUGCGCCAACGGCGGCGGCUACUACCACUACAGCUACUCGGUCACGCGCGGCUGCGACAGGAUCGUGCCCGUUGACAUUUACGUCCCCGGCUGCCCGCCCACGUCCGAGGCGCUGAUGUACGGCAUUUUCCAACUGCAGAAGAAGAUGAGGCACACCAAGAUCACCCGCAUGUGGUACAGGAAGUAAAUUGGCUAUUGGAUGGCGGCUGCACAGCGGCUGGUAUGGCAUGAGUAUUAUGGCGUAGAUCUCUUUUUCGGCCGAUGCGUCUGGCUUCAUUGUACAAAUUGGAGCACUGUCUGAUAUACCAUCGAACUUUCCUUUUUCUUUUGUCGAAACCGUGGAGUCCUUGUACGCAUUACUGAAAAUCAACAAAAAGGCCCGACGAGAAAAGCGUGUGUCGAAAUACAAUCGAAGUAGAUAUGAACGGUUCGGACAGUUGCAAAGUACUCCGU